Physella acuta is the source of this 5104-nucleotide messenger RNA. Its product is annotated as kinesin-like protein KIF15. Lineage: Eukaryota; Metazoa; Mollusca; Gastropoda; Physidae. Gene Ontology annotation, molecular function: microtubule binding; microtubule motor activity; ATP binding. Gene Ontology annotation, biological process: microtubule-based movement. The record is from RefSeq and is a predicted model, not a curated record.
CAAAUAGCAACGCGUGACGUCAAUAUUGUGCAUACAGGCAGAACUUUUUUUUUAUGUUUACGAUGUGUGAGCUGUCAUCUAAUAUAAAAUGAAAUGAAUUUGCUAUGAAAUGUUCUGAAAGUAACAAGGCAGUUUGAUUAGAAUUUGGAAACUGGUACAUCACAUAUAAUGGAUACUGUAUCAUCAACUAGCACAUCAUCCGAAGGAGAUUCCAUUAAGAUAUUUCUUCGUGUUCGGCCACCUGACCCUAGUAUAAGUGAGAAUGAUUUUGCACCGCGAGUAUUAGAUGUCAAUACUGCAGAUAAUGCAGUGAUCCUCAGAACUAAGCCAGAACCUAAAGUUUUCACAUAUGACAAUGUUGCUGAUGCUGAUAUAACUCAGGAAGCUGUGUUUUCUAUAGUUGGCAAAAAAAUUAUUGAAAGUUGUGUUACUGGCUAUAACGGGACUAUUUUUGCUUAUGGGCAAACUGGUUCAGGAAAAACUUUCACUAUGCUGGGACCUUCAGAAAAUUCUGAUAGCUUUCAGCAUGAAUUGCGUGGUGUAAUUCCUAGAAGUUUUGAGUAUUUAUUUAGCUUGAUUGCACACCAACAAGAACUGCACGGCAGCAAGAAGCAGUUCCUGUGCCGCUGCUCCUUCCUAGAGAUUUACCAGGAACAAAUAUUUGAUCUGUUGGACCCGGCUUCUCAAGGUCUCCAUCUGCGUGAAAAUAUGAAUAAAGGUGUAUUUGUGGAUGGCCUUAUUGAACAGGUUAUAUGUAACCCCAGCGAUGCAUAUCAGGUCCUCAUAAUGGGUUGGCUGAAUCGAAGAGUGGCUGCAACUUCCAUGAAUCGAGAAAGUUCACGGUCUCAUGCUGUUUUUACAGUAAUGAUUGAGUCCAAAGAGGAUGCUGGCGGUGUACAAAACAUUCGCACCUCGCAGUUGAACCUUGUUGACUUGGCUGGUUCAGAACGUCAAAAAGACACUAAUACUGGUGGAACAAGGCUAAAAGAAGCAGGCAGCAUAAAUAAGUCUCUGUCCGUGCUAGGUAAUGUUAUAAUGUCUCUUGUAGACCUCAGCCAUGGCAAAAAAAGACACAUUCCAUACAGAGAUUCCAAGCUUACUUUUUUAUUAAGGGAUUCUCUUGGUGGCAACACCAAGACCAGAAUGAUUGCAUGCGUGCACCCAGAUUCCAGAUGUUUUGGAGAAACUCUCUCAACACUGAAUUUUGCACGAAGUGCAAAACUGAUUAAGAAUAAAGCUGUUGUCAAUGAAGAUUUUCAUGGAAACAACCAAAAACUCCAAAAUGAAAUUCGCCGUUUGAAAGAACUUUUGGAGUCCUUACAGAACUCACCAGGCCCAGAGAUACGUCCUAGUGUUGUAACUCCAACAGGUACAGUCAUCCCUAGUGUUGUCACUGCACCAGAUACACCAAGUUUCAUGAAUGCUGAUUCAGUGUGGAAGAAAAACUUUAUCGAGGCUAUGUACUUUAGAGAACAAUCUGAAAAUGAAAAAAAGACACUUCAAGAUGUUGUGAAUCAUCUUCAAGAGUUGUGUAACAAGAAAGACAAGUACAUUCAGUCCACAAAAAUGAUCAUCAAGUUUAGAGAGAACCACAUACAGUCUUUGCAGCAGGCUUCAAAAGGUUACACAGAAAUGGAGAAAGACCUGCUAGUGAAAUCUUUACGUGAUGAAAUCAAAGUCCUGAGGCAACAGCUGGAGAAUAACCCGAUGCUAGCCAAAUAUGCAGGAGAAAACAAACAUUUACGGAGUGAGCUCAAGCAGCUGAGGGCCCGCGAAUCUCUUAGCAAUAUCCACAGUGAUGUUUCCAGGAGUGCACAGCUAGAGAGGGUCUUCAAGGAACUAAAGCUAUUUAAAGAGUUAAGUACAGGCAACUCCUGUGGGGGCCUUAGAUCAUCUCCAUUGAAGGAUGGACUGUCAGCCGCUACUCUUGAUAAACAUAGGCGAGAAAUCAAAGGCUACCAAGAGCAGUUAGAAAAUGUUAGACAGCAGCUGUCUGAUAUGACAAAAGCAGCAGAGAACAGACAGAUGGAAAUGGAGGUUGAGCUGGUUUCUUGUCGCAGGAUGAUAGUAGAGCUUGAAAGGGUGCUGGAAGCUCACCAACUGAAAGCUCGAAUUGAAUGCAAUGCAUUGAAGGAUCUGCAUUGCCAAACUCUAAAGUAUAGUGCUUUUUAUAACCAGGUAAUGACAACUCCCAAACUGUCAGCAAGUUCUCCCAACACACAGGAUCAAGCUGUUGGUGAUGCACCUGAUUCAGAACUUGGGAUCACUGACUGUAUCUUGCCCAAAGACUUGGCAGAAGGUGCUCACGAUGCCCUGAUGGAGGAAAUUCGCAUGCUGCAAAUGGAGAAUGGAAAACUGAAGGAAAGGGUUGAUGAGUAUGAAGCAGAUAUGCUCAGACAGAGGCAACAAGUGGAAAAACUAGAACUUUACAACACUCAGUUGAACACGGUUUUGGAAAAAGAGCGUGCUGAAAACACAGCUAGGAGAAAUGACUACACCAGUGCAGUUAACACACUCAAAGAGGAAAUUGAUACUGUUAAAAAUGAUCUCAAAUUAUUAAAUGACGAAAACACAGACUUGCAUCUGGUGCUCAAAUCUGCUGACAAACAGUUGAAAGAAGAGAAGGAGAACCACAAGGCACUUCAUCAGGCUUUCACCCAUGAAAUAGAAACUCUUGAAGCUAAACUUUCCAAGACCAGUAUAGACCUGGAAACCACAACAAGAGAUUAUGAAGAAGCUCUGAAAGAGCUGGGUGCUUUAAAGGAAGAUCUUGAAACAUCCAGUGUGACAAUAGCUUUUCUUGAGAACCACAGUAUUGAGCUUGAGGAAUCCAGAAACAGAGAAGUCAAGAAAAGAGAAAAGAUUGAACAAGAAUAUAAGGCUUUAAAAUCAGCAGGAGAUAUAAAUGACUAUAAAGAGUUUAAGGAGCAGGCUGAAGCCAAUUUGGAUUAUAAAGAGGCUGAACUGGAUGUGAUGAUGCAACAGAAGGCAGAGCAAGAGAAGAUGAUUGAACAGCAGGAAAAACUUAUUGAGGAAAAUAAAGAGAUCAUCAACAAUUUAAUGAACAAGAUGCAUGAAAUGAAAACUAACUUGGCUGGUAAAGAGGCAUCAAACAUGAACCUCAAGUCUGAGAUUGAGAACUACAAGAUGGAAGCCGAAGAAGCCAAGAGAGAUCAGGAAAAAACAUCCGCCCAGCUUGCUGCUACACUAGAAAAAUUGGAAGUCAUGAAGCAGAAUUAUGAGAAUAGCCUGGAUAGAAAGGAUUUUGAAAUCUCAAAUCUACAGGAAGACCAAGAAAGUGCAAAUAACACCAUGCUUAAACAAGCUGAGAUGCUAACUAAUUUACAGGAACAGCUAGAACUAAAAGAAUUACUUUGCAAAGAGAGGUUGGCCACCAUUGAAGACUAUAAAAAUAAGUUGGAAGAAAAAGAGCAGGUGUUGCAAGAAACAAUUCAGAGGUUUAAGGAGCGUCUGCGAGAAGCAAAUAAUUCAGAUGAGAAUACAGAUGGAAUCAAAAAACUUCUCAACCAAAAGAAUAUUGAGCUUGAAACCUUGCAUGUGAAUUACAAAAAACUGGGUUGUAUGCUGCAAGAAUACGAGCUAACACGCAAGGAGAAAAAUGAAGAGAAUGAGUUACUCAAAGCCCAAGUAGUUGAUCUGGAGAAGACCAAAGAAAGUUUAGAGAAGAGCAGACAGGAGGUAGAGGAGUUACAGAUUGCCAUCAACACAAUGAAAGCCAGCAACAAAGAUCUCAUCAAAACCCUGGAGAGCACACUAAAAGACAGAGAGGCAGAAUUGAAACAGGAACAAGCUAAAAGCAAGGAAAUAGAUGCCAGACUAGAGCAUGUUAUAGGGGAGAAAGAAAGAAUAGAAGCACUAUACUUGGCUUCUAAGAAAGAAGAAGAAAAUAGUCUUGAGGAGGUGGCAAGACUUCAGAGUAUUCUAGACAACCAUUACACAGAGAAAACUGAGCUAAACUCUAAAAUUGAGAGUCUACAAGAGGAAAAGACCAAGCUGAAAGAUGAACUUGUCAUGCUAAAAGAACUAAACUCACAGUUGGUUGAAGAAAGCAAUCGACUGAUUGGUCAUACAAAUACUAAUCAAAAGAUUCGUUUGUUUGACAAGAAAAAUCAAGAAUAUAAUGAAUUAGCAAAGAAACAUUGUGAGCUUCAACUAGAGCAUCGCAAACUUCUGCAAGAACUUAAGCAGCCUCAGUGUAAGAUUACGGGUACACCUACAUCAAAAUCAACAAGCUCAACAGGCAUUCGGGACAUUACAAAUGUCAACCAUAACUGAUGCAUCUUGCUGCGACAAGGUGAGAGAAGAAUGCAGGGUUGUUACCAGGUCACCAUUAGCUAGUUUUGAAGAUAUCAGCCAUUGUUUAUAAAGCUAUUUUUUUAUAGGUUGACUUUUCGGCAAGUUUUGUGCUGUAAAUUAUUUAGUAAUGACAUCUUAACUCCAUAGAACAUGGGAGUAACUUUUUUUUGUCAUAUAUUGACAAAAAUUUUCCAUCAUUUAUGCCUUAGUUGAACAAUGUUAAAACAGCUAAAAAAUGUGUAUGUUAUUAAAAGUGAACAAGUGUAUGUUAUCAAUUAAAAGUGAACAUUUUGUCAUGUUUUUUGGUUGUUGCUCACACAGCAAUUCACUGCCCAAGUUAACCCAGUUUUCAAUCUAACACUGAAUGUUUCAUAUUUUUACUGUACGAGCUAUCUCUUACUGCAAGCCUUGUGUGAUUAAAAAUGUAUGACCAAACUCAGAGAUCAAUUUCAUACUAACCUAACCAUAAGAGUUCAUUUUUACAAUUAAAUUGCCAAAUUUCUGUCACUUGUUUUUACAAUUUAAAAUUGUAAAUAUUUAUAUGCUAAUGAUGUAUAUUGAUACUAUGAAUUAUUUUUGUAAAUAUUUACCUAUUUGUAGGCAGCAAUACAGAAUGUUUUAUUUAAUUAAACAACUAGAUGUGCCAUUCACAACAUAAGAUUUCUCACUUUGUAAGGCCCACCAAUCUAGAAUAUUCAACUCAUCCAAGGAAGCAAACAUCACAAUUUCCACACAAUUGUCUGUUUUAUUUUUACAUGUUGACUGAAUAAACCAGUUGUUAAACUAG